Monascus purpureus is the source of this 1131-nucleotide messenger RNA. Lineage: Eukaryota; Fungi; Ascomycota; Eurotiomycetes; Eurotiales; Aspergillaceae. The record is from the annotation of a GenBank genome assembly.
AUGCUCGCAAUGCUGAAAAAACAGCGCUUCCCUUGUUGGCAUUGGAAUCUGAGUUUCAUCUCGCCCACUUCUCCCCCCGGCUGUUCUCCCGUCUCCUCCCCGUCAUCCACAACCUCAUCCUCAUCAUCCUCCUCCUCCUCCUCAUCAUCUUCUUCUGCAUCGUCCCUGUCCUUGGGAACUUCCUCCCCGGAAAUGGACCCGCGUCCUUCCGGCUCACGACCACUCAGCGUCACGGGUGCCUUCUGCUUACCCCGGCCGUCGCUGGACCAGGUGUUGGCUGACACUGCCCCUCCUCCCUAUACGCUCAGUGCCUUCAUGGCCUAUCUCUCGCAGAAUCACUGCCUGGAGAACCUCGAGUUCACCAUGGAAGCAAGCCGAUACCGAGAAUCCUACCAGGAAUUCGCUCGUCAGCUGCCAGGCUCUCCCGUCGUCAUCGACACCCCGGGGAUCCAGCACCUGCGCAUGCUCUGGCAGCGUCUGCUGUCUGCCUACGUCACUCCGGGCGCUCCCCGUGAGAUCAACCUGCCCUCCGCCGUUCGUGACGAUCUGCUUCGACAUGCAAAUGCGACCAUGCCCCCUCCUCCGGAAACGCUCGAUUCGGCCGUGCGCCGCAUCUACGACUUGAUGCAGGAAUCUAUCUUCCUCCCGUUUCUCAAUACCUAUUCUGCCUCCGCCUCCGUCUUGCCCUUGUCUGCUCCUCUCUAUGCCGGUGAUGACACCGCAGCAUCCUUUCCCUUCCCCGAUUUUGGCGACAGUACCGCUGUCAAACGCACCCGGACAAGAGGCAAACGCCCCUCCCCCGAUCCGUACAUGAGGGAGCUCGCUGCAUCACCGCCCAUGCCCUCCUCCGGCCAUUCCUCCAGUCGUGCGAGCUUCCCCCUCUCUGCCGUUACGACCAAGGGCAAGUCCAGUGGUCGAAUCACAGGUCGUGUCUCGCCUACCUAUUUCGAUUCCAACUCUCCCGUGUUGACCGAUGAUUCGGGCAGCUUCCACUCCCAUGCGAGCUCGGGUGAACCGAUGACUCCACCCACAACCCCGUCUAGUGCCCAAUCCAGUCUAUCCCAGAGUCCGAAAUCCCGCAUGGAUCUCCCGUGGAAGAAAAUGGGGAAGAAGCUGGGAUUCAAACGGUGA